Pelmatolapia mariae (spotted tilapia) is the source of this 1393-nucleotide messenger RNA. RefSeq lists its product as uncharacterized. Lineage: Eukaryota; Metazoa; Chordata; Actinopteri; Cichliformes; Cichlidae. The record is from RefSeq and is a predicted model, not a curated record. Gene Ontology annotation, molecular function: nucleic acid binding. The transcript is spliced from 2 exons. Bases 640 to 1347 code for a protein of 235 amino acids.
UUGACCACGUUAUAAACCAUCGCCUCACAAUGGCAGAGGCAGGUCGCCGAGUGCAGCCUAAUGUGCCUCGGUCUACAGUCUCCUCCAUCAUCCAAACCUUUCGCAGGGAAAACAGGAUUGGACGACAGCCUCAAGUGGGUGGCAGAAGAAAACUUCUAAAUGAACAACAAGAACGAGAAAUAUGCAACAUGGUCAUUGCAAAUAAUGCCAUCACACUGAGACAGAUUCGUAAUGCAAUCCUGCUAGACAAUGUAAUGUUCCAAAAUAUAAACUCUAUCAGCAUCUCCACAAUAGACCGGGUAUUGAAGAAACAUCAGAUGACCAUGAAACAGAUUUACAGGGUACCAUUUGAGAGAAACUCUGACAGAGUGAAAGGGCUGCGGUACCAGUAUGUGCAUGUAAGUCAACUACUGGUUGUCUAUCAUUGUAACACUAUUACAGUAAGACAUGGUUACCACUGUUUUUUUGUUUUGCGUUAUCCUUUUCACCUUCAGAAUCCAGCUUUGUGUGACUAGAGCAUUUUGCCUAGAAAUUGUCUUCAGUUUUCCACUCCCUGUUUGUACAGUACUUUAGAUCCUCCCUGCAGUAUCUGUCUCUACUUGACUGAUUAGAUUUAUGUCUAUUCUAUUGUAGAGAAUAAUGGCAUUAGAAGGCAACGAAACCCCUCACAUCCUAGUGUUCGUUGAUGAAGCUGGCUUCAACCUGGCCAAAGGUCGAAGGCGUGGCCGUAACAUCAUUGGCCACCGAGCCACUGUGGAUGUCCCAGGCCAGCGAGGAGCAAAUAUAACAAUGUGUGCCGCUAUAUCAGAAAGAGGUGUGGCCACACACAUUCCCAGUUUAGGGCCCUACAAUACACAAAAGCUCCUCAAUUUUUUGGACCACCUUUAUACUGAUCUGAUCCCAGAAAAUGAGAGAGGUGUAGAAGGACCUCAGCUACCACAUUAUGUCAUUGUGUGGGAUAAUGUGAACUUCCACCGCGGCCCACGCAUCAGAACCUGGUUCACCACCCAUCCCCGGAUGCUAAUGGAGUUUCUUCCACCUUACUCUCCUUUCCUAAAUCCAAUUGAGGAGUUUUUUUCAGCUUGGAGGUGGAGGGUGUAUGAGCAUCAGGCUCAAGACCAGAGGGCCCUGCUGCAUGCAAUGGAUGCUGCAUGUGAGGACAUCACAGGGGAUCAAUGUAGGGGAUGGUUGAGACAUUCACGCCGUUUCUUCCCUCGCUGCAUCGCACGAGAAAAUAUCCGUUGCGAUGUGGAUGAGAAUUUAUGGCCUGACAGAGAGCAGCGCGUCGAUGGCCAGGAGGAUGAGGAUGGUGGCCAGGAAAGAGAGGGUGACAAUGGCGACCACUGAAAAUAUUACUGUACUAUAGUUCUGAAACUUUAUUUACAGUAUGGUA